Messenger RNA from Glycine soja, 614 nucleotides. Its product is annotated as probable histone H2A.1. The record is from RefSeq and is a predicted model, not a curated record. The coding region runs from base 76 to 495 and encodes 139 amino acids. NCBI's taxonomy places the organism in Eukaryota, Viridiplantae, Streptophyta, Magnoliopsida, Fabales, Fabaceae. The transcript is spliced from 2 exons. Gene Ontology annotation, molecular function: structural constituent of chromatin; DNA binding; protein heterodimerization activity. Gene Ontology annotation, cellular component: nucleosome.
GUUCAUAUCUCUCCUUUUGUUUCUCUCUUUGUCAUUGAAACUUUUUCACCCCCUUGAUACCGCUUCAAUUCACCAAUGGCAAGUCGAGGAAAAACCCAGGGAUCUGGCACAACCAAAAAGGGCAUCUCCCGAAGCAACAAAGCUGGUCUCCAAUUCCCAGUUGGUCGUAUUGCUCGAUACCUCAAGAUUGGCAAGUAUGCUGACCGUAUCGGUUCUGGCGCUCCCGUGUAUCUCGCCUCUGUUCUUGAAUAUCUUGCUGCUGAGGUUUUGGAGUUAGCGGGGAAUGCCGCAAUGGACAACAAGAAGACUCGUAUUAUGCCUCGCCAUAUCCAAUUGGCUGUUAGGAAUGAUGAAGAGUUGAGCAGGCUUCUCGGAGAUGUGACUAUCGCCAGUGGUGGUGUGACACCUAACAUUCACAACAUGUUGCUGCCUAAGAAGGUUGGGACCUCGACCUCAACCUUUAUGGGUCCUAGUGCCGAUGAUGACGACGCUUAAAUGUUUUCCCCCAAAAGUUUGACCCAUGUUUCCCUUCUGUAAAAUGGGUCCUUUAUUGAAUAAUACUAAAUGUCAAGAUUGACAUAAUAUAAUAAGAAGUUGGGUUGAUGUUGAUCUUU